Molecule: messenger RNA, 1688 nt
Organism: Perca fluviatilis (European perch)
Lineage: Eukaryota; Metazoa; Chordata; Actinopteri; Perciformes; Percidae
Product: gastrula zinc finger protein XlCGF57.1-like
Exons: 3
Coding region: 315-1688 (457 amino acids)
Biological process (GO): regulation of transcription by RNA polymerase II
Cellular component (GO): nucleus
Molecular function (GO): DNA-binding transcription activator activity, RNA polymerase II-specific; RNA polymerase II cis-regulatory region sequence-specific DNA binding
Source: RefSeq, a predicted model, not a curated record
UCUUCACUGUGGCUGACGGCUGACUGCAAAAUGGCCUCUCGCUUUUUAGCCCGUCAACGAGUCCCUUUGUUCUAAAAAUGAACGUGUGAGCGCCACCAGAGCCCCGGUGUGUCCGGAUAAACCUGUCUGAAAGGACGGACGUUGUGCUGUUCAUCUCUGAAUGUUUGAACUCGGACUCAUCUCCCGGCUAAGCUAUUCAACUUAGCUUAGCCUGCUAGCUGGUUAGCAGCACAGCGCUAGUCCGGAGUGACUGAGCAAACCGUGUUUUUGGAGGAGUUUUGUGUGGAGAAAAACGUCCGCGUCGCCGCGUGAAAAUGUGUAAAGUCCAGAUGCUGAGAGCGUUGGUGGAGCAGCGACUAACUGCGGCUGCUGAAGAGAUAUUUGGGCUGUUUGAAAGAACGAUAGCAGAGUACGAGGAGGAACUUUGUCGUUCAAAAGAGGAGAACGAGCGACAACGGGAGCUACUGGACGCUGUUUACAACCCUCAGCUUCGGUUACACAGAGCAGACUUACCUUCACAUGACAAAAAACAGAAUGCUGUUAAGGAGAAGCCGCAGGAGUGUAGCUCCAGUGUGGACCAGCAGGAGCCAGAGCCCCCCCCACACAUUAAAGAGGAACUGUGGAGCAGUCAGGAGGGAGAUCAGCUUCAAGGGCUGGAGGAGGCUGAUAUCACCAAGAACUCACAUCCACUUUUACAACCAGAGACUGAAGACCAGCCUGGACACUCUUCUGAUCCUGAGACCGUCAGUGCUGAUUGGAAGGAGACCAGAGAACCUCAGUCAGCUUUAAACUCUCUGAAACAUGAUUCAAGAUCUAAGAAAACAUUCAGCUGCUCUGAGUGUGGGAGAAGAUUUGGGACCAUGCAACAUCUGAAGAUACACAUGAGAACUCAUACAGGAGAAAAACCUUUCAGCUGCUCUGAGUGUGGUAAAAGAUUUGGCCGCAUGGCACAUCUGAAGAGUCACAUGAUAACUCACACAGGAGAGAUGCCUUUUAGCUGCCCAUUCUGUUUGAAACAUUUUUCAUGGCGGGGAAAUUUAAACAAACAUUUGAGAGUCCACACUGGAGAGAAACCUUUCAGCUGCUCGGUCUGUAAGAAAUCUUUUACCCAUCAGGAAAGUUUACCGCGACACAUGAGAAUCCACACAAGAGAGGAACCAUUCAGCUCCUCCGAGUGUGGAAAAGGAUUUUGCCACGAGACACAACUGAAGAGUCACAUGAAAACUCAUACAAGAGAAGCUUUCAGCAGCUUAGUCUGUAAGAAAUCUUUUCAACAGGAUACACACCUAAACUCAAACAUGAGAGUCCACACAGGAGAGAAACGACGACAAUUUAGCUGCUCAUUCUGUGAGAGAAAUUUCACAGCGAGAGGGAGUUUGGAGAAACACAUGAGAAUCCACACAAGAGAGAGGCACACAUAUGUAUGCUUCGUCUGUGAGAAACCUUUUAUAUAUAAAGGGAGUUUAAAUAGUCACAUGAGAGUCCACAAGGGACACAAACUGUCUACUUCCUGUGUUAGUAACGUAAAAAAGCAGCAGGAGUGUAACUCCACUGUGGACCAGCAGGAGCCAAAGCCCCCCACACACAUUAAAGAGGAACAGGAGGAACUGUGGAGCAGUCAGGAGGGAGAGCAGCUUCAAGGGCUGGAGGAUUCUGAUAUCAUCAAGUUCCCAUUCACUCCAGUGUGA